Branchiostoma floridae (Florida lancelet) is the source of this 3658-nucleotide messenger RNA. RefSeq names its product endophilin-A3-like. NCBI's taxonomy places the organism in Eukaryota, Metazoa, Chordata, Leptocardii, Amphioxiformes, Branchiostomatidae. Bases 167 to 1366 code for a protein of 399 amino acids. Gene Ontology annotation, cellular component: presynapse; glutamatergic synapse; cytoplasm. The record is from RefSeq and is a predicted model, not a curated record. The transcript has 13 exons. Gene Ontology annotation, biological process: synaptic vesicle uncoating. Gene Ontology annotation, molecular function: protein binding.
GUAGGCACUUCCUACUUCCGUGCGACCUCCAGGUCUGAUCGGGUGAAGGGAAGAACGGAGCUGUGCCGAAGGAACCUCCUGUCAUUGCCAAGGAUCCACAACAAACCACGACACAGAGUCGCUCUCCUUACAACACGUGGCAGUAGUCUAGAGUACAGCCGACACCAUGUCGCUGGCGGGGUUAAAGAAACAGCUGAAUAAAGCCAACCAGUCUAUUCGUGAGAAGAUAGGAGGGGCCGAGGCUACAAAACUUGACGAUGACUUCCUGGAAAUGGAAAAGAAAAUCGACACAAUGGACGAGCUGUCUAUUGAGUUGAUAACGAAAACCAAGGAAUACCUGCAGCCCAACCCAGCUUCUCGUGCAAGACUUGCGGCUCAAAACCAGUUUUCCAAAAUCCGUGGGCAGGCGCGCACCACGCAGUACCCCCAGCCAGAGGGGACCCUGGGAGAUUGUAUGAUGAAGUACGGGCGUGAGUUGAGUGAGGGCUCCGUAUCGUCGGAGUACGAUUGGAGAAACUAUGGCGAGGCCCUGUCAGAGAUGGGGGAGACUCUGAAGCAGAUGGCAGAGGUGAAGUACAACCUGGAUGCCACUGUGAAGCAGAACUACCUGGACCCCCUGCAGCAGCUGCAUGAGAAGGACAUCAAGGAAGUCUUGCACCAUCGCAAGAAGCUACAGGGCCGACGACUCGACUAUGACUGCAAGAAGCGUCAGAAGGAAAAAGGUAGUGGAGGUAUGCAACCUGCAGGGUCAAAGGUCAGCGACGAUGACCUGCGGAGCGCCAUGGAGAAGUUCGAGGAGUCGAAAGAGCUGGCGGAGAACGGCAUGUAUAACCUGCUGGAGAGCGACGUGGAGCAGAUCUCCCAGCUGCAGACCCUGGCCAACUCCAUGCUGGAGUACCACCAGCAGUCCACAGAGCUCAUGGAGCAGCUCUGCAGUAAGCUACAGAGCAGAGUUGAUGACGCCUCGAGCAGACCUCGCGCCCACCACCACCCCAAGAAGGUCACGGAGGACCUCCUGGACCACUACAACGGAACAGACUCUACAGACGCGCCCCCGGCUUAUGCCUCCAUCUCUGCCAAGGAACGUACGACUUGGUACGUGGAAACAGAUGAAACAGAAUCAGGGGACCUCCUGGUGGACACCAUUGCAGAUUCCCCCUCGCACCAGCACCAGCCCCCCCAGCAGCCAUGCUGCAAGGCGCUGUACGACUUCGAUCCCGAGAACGAGGGAGAGCUCGGCUUCCAGGAGGGAGACCUCAUCACGCUUACAAACAGAAUCGACGAGAACUGGUUCGAGGGCACCGUGAAGGGACAGUCCGGCUUCUUCCCAGUCAACUACGUCGAGGUGGUCGUCCCCCUGCUGUAAAGUCGAGCACCCAGCGUCUGUCACGACUUCUUACAUCAUCUCCACUAGACUGAUUAGGCUGGCUGAAGAAUUAGUAACGUUUGACCAAACUGGGAGAAUAAUAGAGUCAUUUCCAGAUGGGGCGGCCAUCUUGGAUUUCCCAAGGUCGUCUGGGGUUAUGCAUCAAAACGAGGUUGUUUAGGAGAGUCCCUUGUUGAAAGUGUAUUAGAGUCUAGGUGGGUCAUCUUCAGUGGUAAGUUCUACCACUCUAACUUGAAAUAAGCCGGAUGACCCUGGAAAAACCAAGAUGGCCACCCCAUCUGGAAAUGACUCUAUUUGCCAGGGGAGUGUGGCUGCCAUGGGGUUUUAUUUGCCAACACAAGGGGGAAUGUUACCCAUACUGCAGACUGACUCUCCUGGCCAACAUCUGCUAUCCAUAAACCCUUAGGAAGCCCUAGAAAAACUUCUUAGGUACAUUUAUUAUGAUCUUUGGGCAUGACUUUGGAACAUUAACGUUAUAACUGCAGAUGCUUUUCAAAGAAGUACAUGUACCUAGAAAAUAUCAUUUUGAAGGUAUGACAAGGAAGAUUUGUGUCAGUGAUACACAGUAUUUUGUGAAUGGCACCAGUCUCUUUAGUCUUAGAAGGUUGGAAGAGUAUGGCAUUUGCUUCACAGUAAGGGCUUCUCUCAGAAAGUAGAAAAAUGAAAGAUGAUAUUGUAAUAGUUUAGAGUUAUUAACUUCACCUCAAACAACCAAUAAGAAAGUAGACAUGUUUACCUUGUCCGAGUAAAAAUUUAUUCUCAUGUGGCUAUAGGGAACUAGAACUUUUGCCCCAAAAUGUGUGGUGAUAUCACUGAAAUGAAUCUUCCUUGUUUACAUAUGAAGCAGUCUGCCAGUCCUAGUCUAGUGUUGUACCUUAUGCAUGUUCAUAUAUAGAAAAAAAACAUCUAUGAGGCAGUCUGGUGAAACGUCGUAAACUUCAUGUUCUUAAGUUUGUUUUAAUGACUAUAACUAUAACUGUGUCAGGUGAUAGUAGUUUAGCCUGAAAUCCAGUCUUCUUGAGGAGGCAGCAACUGUUAAAAGAAUACUGAAGCUAGCAAGACUGGGUUCGAGGCUAAUUUUAGGUGUCACAUUUGGAGAUGAACCUCUAAACAUUUUGUGGCACCUGUAACUUGGCAGUGGAACGUUUCUGUUUCCGUUAAGUUAUUCCUACACUGCGAUGGCAGGUCAGGGAUUUGUCCUAUAAGCCUGUUCAUAGUUCAAACUGCUCAUGUGCAGCAAGAAGCAUUGUGGGUAAUAUGUCAAAGGUGAACACCCCUAACUUGUAAACACUUCUUGUCCAGAUAGUGUUUGAUACAUGUCCAGAUACAUGUCUUGUUUUUGUCUUAGGGGAAUUCAACUUUGACAUUUUAUACCCACAGUGCAUCUUGCUGUGCAUGCUCACUUGGUUCUGUGAACAGCCUUAUUAUUUUUAAGCAGUACCAUGUACAUAUGAUGUGUUACAGAGUGUCUGCUGUGGUAAUGUACAUUUCUGUGUACAAUAGAGCAUUUUUUUGCUUUUUGAUGUAACUAGAGAGAAACAUCUCAGUAGUGAAGAAGAUAUGUUUCAUGUAGUUGAGACAGUGCAUACCUUGCCAGCUUGGUCAGAGUAGGUAGAAAACAAGGUUGAUGAACUUGAUCAAAAAUUUUGGAAAAGAUGAAGUUGACUAUUUUAUGGACAGAGAAAAGGUAUAACAAGUUGCUUGUGCUGUUUGAACAAAAAUAUGGUAGUAAGAAUGUGUUACAUAGAUGGACUAACGUUCACAAAAAUACAGAUGUCCUAUAAUUAUACUCCUUUGGAACCUGACUGGUAAUAUGAAAAAGAAUUGGUAAAAAAGAGGUUAGUUUGUAUGUAGAGCAAUAGAAAAAAAGUUUUAAGACAGAAAUUUCACCUAGCUGCAAGUUGAUGAAUGAAUGACAUGACAUGAUUCGUGUUUUGGGACCACUGGAGUUUCAGUGCACCAGUGAAGUAGAAAAAAUUCCACACUGCUUGAACUAAAGUCCAGCUUUACAAUUCCAAUUGUUAUUAUUGUUUAGGUUGAAUUAUCCAUGUGAUUGUGCUGUUACGGGUCCACGACAAGCAAUUCUACCAUCUGUGUCUCAACCUCACCUGUAGUAAUUGUUCUGCAUCUUGUUGGGAACAGGUGUACAAUAGAUACUAAUUAUUGUGGUGUACUUGGGAUCAUAUUACUUCCCUUUGCUCCAACCAACUGUAGGAUCCUCUGGGACUGAAGUUAUUGAAUAAAGACAGUGUUGAUGCUUGUACAGUCAAA